AUGAAACAACCAGAGACAAUCCAGCAGAUCUGCCUGGCUUCAACCAAAAGUGCAAAGUCACCUGUAUCUCCAAAGUCUACGCCAAGCGAGAUCCAGCGACAGCAAUUUGAAAAAUUCAACUCUCACUUCGCGGCUAUAAGCCAAGGAGCAAAGAAGUAUCCAAAUGGAUUCCACCGCGUUCCGCCUUAUCCACUUCUCGUAUCACAAUCGCUGGUUGAGAGGAUGAAAAGGUUGCAUGAAGCGCUGUCAAUUGCGUUAACAGACGUUGUUGAAAGAUGGUGGACGGAUGAGAAGGCAGCAUUUCCAUCCCGAAUGCCGGUUGAAGGUGAAGAAGAGGAGAUUCUACGCUGGGUUCAUGCUCAAUCUGAGAAAGGGAAUAUAAGACCCUUCAGGGAGUGUCAAGGACACUGGAGGGCAGACUUUCUCCUCGAAUCAACUACAGACAAUGCAGAUGCUGAAUUUGAAAACAUCCGCAUUUGCGAAAUCAAUUCUAGGUUCUCAGUCAACACGCAGAUGAUCGUAGCGUAUGGAUAUGCUGCGUGUACCGAGAUGGCCACCGAAGCAGGGUGUCUAUCAACCACAUCCACGAUGGAGGAGAUGAUAAACAGCCAGAUUGGCCUGUUCGAUCUGAAUCUACCAAUCCAUUUCGUGGCGGAUGAUUAUCAGUGUGACUUUUUAGAUCUGCUGCUGGCAUAUUUUGAACGGCAAGGGGGCAUUCAGCCACGAGUCAUCAAGUCGUCAGAUCUGUAUCUCAUCCCGGAUAUAGAUUCACCGACAGGAUUUGCACUCUACAGCAAAUCCGACCGUAACAAUCACGCCGAACCUAUCCACCAAGUGGGAAUGCUGCUCUUCCAGCACGAGCUUCGGUCUCUUCCGCGUGGCAUUCUUCGUCAUUUAGCACUGUGUUGUGUUAGUGAUAUACGCAGUGUUUUUCUAGUCGACGAUAAAAGGAUGCUAGGGAUUGUGCUUGAAGAACUGGAUAGUUUGUUGGAUCGUGGCGUCCUCGACAAAGCACAGGCAGAGAUACUCCGACAAGGCAUCGUUCCUACCGUCAUUCCUGGAUCGUUGGGACUGAAUAAUCUGAUCCGGAAAAGCCAAGAAUCGGAUACGGUAAAAAACAAGCAUAUCAUCAAACCAUUCCGAGAAGGCCGCGGUGAGGGGAUUCUGUUUGGGGAGGAUCUGAGCGAUGAGCAGUGGAGGAUACUUCUUACUGAAUUGAACGCGUAUAUUAUCCAGCCAGUCAUACGGCAGCCUCGCUUUGAAGUGAUGGAUGGAAAUGCACAGCUGUCCAAGAAACAUAUUGUCGGAUCGUAUCAUUUGACUGAUGGAAAUGCCACCGGAUUGGGAAUAUGGCGGGCUGGCCGGAGAAGAAUCUCCGAGCUGGCCCAGGGAGAAUCCUGGAUGGUCUCAAUGGCUGGAAAAAACGAGCUGAAAAGCAUCAUUUAA
Molecule: messenger RNA, 1446 nt
Organism: Aspergillus wentii DTO 134E9
Lineage: Eukaryota; Fungi; Ascomycota; Eurotiomycetes; Eurotiales; Aspergillaceae
Exons: 3
Coding region: 1-1446 (481 amino acids)
Source: RefSeq, a predicted model, not a curated record